GAUCCUGCCCAAGCUGGAGUGGCUUCCCCAGCCGCCCCUGGGACCGGGAAGUCGAAGCUGGAAAUACUGCCCAAGGAAGAUCUCAUCAAGUUUGCCAAGAAGCAGAUGAUGCUAAUACAGAAAGCUAAAUCAAGGUGUACAGAAUUGGAGAAAGAAAUUGAAGAACUCAAAUCAAAACCUAUUGCUGGAGAAGCUGAUGAUAUUAUUAAGGCAUUGACUAAACGUCUAGAUGGUAUUCUUCUGGAAAAAGCAGAGACGGAGCAACAGUGUCUUUCUCUGAAGAAGGAAAACAUUAAAAUGAAGCAAGAGGUUGAGGAUUAUGUAACUAAGAUGGAAGAUAUGCAUGAGAUUGAACAGUCACACAGAAACUAUGUGAAAGAAAUUGAAAAUUUGAAAAAUGAAUUGAUGGCAGUAUACUCCAAACACAAUGAAGAUAAAGCUAGCUUACAAAAGGACCUGGAAGAGGCAAUGAAUAAGCAAUUCGAGCUUUCAGAGCAACUUAAAUUUCAUAGUAACUCUGAAGAUAAUGUUAAAAAACUACAAGAAGAGAUUCAGAAGAUGAGACCAGCCUUUGAGGAACAAAUUUUAUAUCUGCAAAAGCAGUUAGAAGCUACCAUUGAUGAAAAGAAGCAAACAGUUACUCAUCUCCAAAAUGUUAUUGAAACAAAUUACCAAAAAGAUAUUAGUAGUUUGCAUGAAGAGCUUUCACAGCUGAAAGCUACACACCAAGAAGAGGUGAAAGAGUUGAUGUGCCAGAUUGAAGCAUCAGCUAAAGAACAUGAAGCAGAAAUAAGUAAGUUGAAUCAGCUAAAUGAAAACUUAGUAAAACAACGUGAGGCAAGUGAGACGAACAUUCAGGAGAAAUGUGAAUAUGAAUUCGAAAAUUUAAGGAAAGCCACCUCAGAUGCAAGCCAAGAUAAUAAGAUGUGUUCUGUGCUCUUACAAGAAAAUAUUUUUGUAGAACAAGUAGUAAAUGAAAAAGUCAAACACUUAGAAGAUACCUUAAAAGAACUGGCAUCUCAGCAUAGUAUCUUAAAAGAUGAGGUAACUUACAUGAAUAAUCUUAAGUUAAAACUUGAAAUGGAUGCUCAGCAUAUAAAGGAUGAGUUUUUUCAUGAAAGAGAAGACUUAGAGUUUAAAAUCAAUGAAUUAUUACUGGCUAAAGAAGAACAGGGCUGUGUCAUUGAAAAAUUAAAAUCUGAGCUAGAAGAUUUAAAUAAACAGUGUUGCUGUACUGUAGAGCAGCAUAACAAAGAAGUACACAGACUUAAGGAACAACAUCAAAAAGAAAUAUCAGAGCUAAACGAGACAUUUUUGUCUGAUUCAGAAAAAGAAAAAUUAACAUUAAUGUUUGAAAUACAAGGUCUUAAGGAACAGUGUGAAUACCUACAGCAAGAAAAGCAAGAAGCAAUCUUAAAUUAUGAGAGUUUGCGAGAGAUUAUGGAAAUUUUGCAAACGGAACUUGGAGAAUCUGCGGGAAAAAUAAGUCAAGAGUUUGAAUCAAUGAAGCAACAGCAGGCAUCUGAUGUUCAUGAACUUCAGCAGAAGCUUCGAACUGCUUUUACUGAAAAAGAUGCUCUUCUUGAAACUGUGAAUUGUCUCCAGGGAGAAAAUAAAAAGUUAUUAUCUCAACAAGAAUUAGUACCAGAACUUGAAAAUACCAUAAAGAAUCUUCAGGAAAAGAAUGAAGUGUACUUCCUUCAUCUCAAUCAGAGAGAUACCAUGUUGCAAGAAUUAGAAGCAAAGAUAAGUUCUCUUACUGAGGAAAAAGAUGAUUUCAUAAAUAAACUAAAAAAUUCUCGUGAAGAAAUGGAUAAUCUCCAUAAAAAAUGUGACAGGGAAGAAAAAUUGAUUAUGGAACUUAGGGAAAAAGUGGAGCAAACUACCCAGUAUAACAGUGAACUAGAACAAAAAGUAAAUGAAUUAGCAGGAGGACUAGAGGAGACCUUAAAAGAAAAGGAUCAAAAUGACCAAAACCUAGAAAACCUUAUGGUUCAAAUGAAAACUCUCACUGAAGACCAGGAAGCUUUGUCAUCUGAAAUAAGGUCUCUUUCUGAGGAAAACAGUAGACUAUGUUCAGAAAAGAACCAGUUGAGUAGGGAUUUGGAAGUUCUGUCUCAAAAAGAAGGAGAUAUUAUCCUUAAAGAGCAUAUUACUGAAUUAGAAAAGAAACUUCAGUUAGCAGUUGAAGAGCGAGAUAAUUUAAAUAAACUAUAUGAAAAUGAGAAAGUUCAUAAGUUAUAUGUCAAAACUCAGUUGUAUGGUUUUCUUAAAGAAAUGGGGUCAAAUGUUUCAGAAGAAAAUGAAGAGCAAGAUGUUGUAAAUGUCCUGCAGGCUAUAGGUGAAUCCUUAGCAAAAACCAAUGAGGAAAAACACAACUUGGUGUUUCAGUAUGAUGAAAGAGUGACAGAAUUAGAUAAAGAGAUUAAGUGCCUUCAAGAAGAGAAUGUAGUUCAAUGUGAAGAACUUCGGGCUUUAUUGAGAGACUGUGGGCAAGAGAAAGUUCUGUUAAGGAAAGAGUUAGAAGAAAUCCAGUCAGAAAAGGAGGCCCUGCAGGUUGAUCUUCUAGAAAUGAAGACUGUUAAUGAAAAAACAAGACUUGAACAUCAGAAUCUUUUAGUUCAAGUUGAAGAAGUCUCUCAGACAUUACAUAGCAAAAAUGAAAUCCAUGAUGAAAAAGAAAAAUGUUUUAUAAAGGAACAUGAAAACCUAAGUCCGUUACUGGAACAAAAAGAAUCUGAAUUGCAAAAUGUGAGAGCAGAGUUGAUAUCAUUAAAGGAUUCCUUGGUGAAAUCACCUUCCAUAAAAAAUGAUCAAUACUCUUCAAUAAAAGAGCUGGAAGAAAAAAUAGGAAAUCUGGAAAAAGAAUGCAAAGAAAAGGAGGAGAAAAUAAAUAAGAUAAAAUUAGUUGCCGUGAAGGCAAAGAAAGAACUAGAUUCCAGCAGAAAAGAAGCCCAGACUAUAAGGGAAGAACUUGAAUGUGUUCGGUCAGAAAAGGAUCAGUUGUCUGCUUCCAUGAGAGACCUCAUUCAAGGAGCAGAAAGCUAUAAGAAUCUUUUAUUAGAAUAUGAUAAACAAUCAGAGCAGUUGGAUGUGGAAAAAGAACGUGCUAAUAAUUUUGAGCAUCAUAUUGAAGACCUUACAAGACAAUUAAGAAAUUCGACUUUGCAGUGUGAAAAAUUCAGUUCUGAUAAUGAAGAUCUCCAGGCUCGUAUUGAGACACUGCAGUCUAAUGCCAAGUUAUUAGAAGUUCAGAUUUUAGAAGUCCAGAGAACCAAAGCAAUGGUAGACAAAGAAUUAGAAGCUGAAAAACUUCAGAAAGAACAGAAGAUAAAGGAACAUACCAGUAUGGUAAAUGAACUUGAAGAACUUCAGGUACAACUUCAGAAAGAAAAGAAGCAACUUCAGAAAACCAUGCAAGAAUUAGAGCUGGUUAAAAAGGAUGCCCAACAAACCACAUUGAUGAAUAUGGAAAUAGCAGAUUAUGAACGUUUGAUGAAAGAACUAAAUCAAAAGUUAACUAAUAAAAACAGCAAGAUAGACGAUUUGGAGCAAGAAAUAAAAAUUCAAAAACAGAAACAAGAAAAUCUACAAGAAGAAAUAACUUCACUGCAGUCUUCAGUACAACAAUAUGAGGAAAAAAAUGCCAAAAUCAAGCAAUUACUUGUGAAAACCAAAAAAGAACUGGCAGACUCAAAGCAAGCAGAAACUGAUCACUUAAUACUUCAAGCAUCUUUAAAGGGUGAGCUGGAGGCAAGCCAGCAGCAAGUAGAAGUCUAUAAAAUUCAGUUGGCUGAAGUAACAUCUGAGAAGCACAAAAUCCAUGAGCACCUGAAGACCUCUGCGGAACAGCACCAGCGCACACUGAGCGCGUACCAGCAGAGAGUGACAGCGUUGCAGGAGGAGAGCCAUGCGGCCAAGGCAGAACAAGCUACUAUAACCUCUGAAUUCGAGAGCUACAAAGUCCGAGUUCAUAACGUUCUAAAACAACAGAAAAAUAAAUCUGUGUCUCAGGCUGAAACUGAGGGAGCUAAACAAGAAAGGGAACAUCUGGAAAUGCUGAUUGAUCAACUAAAAAUCAAAUUACAAGAUAGCCAGAAUAACUUACAGAUCAGUGCAUCUGAACUUCAAACAUUACAGACUGAACAUGAUACUCUCCUAGAAAGGCACAACAAGAUGCUGCAGGAAACCGUAUCCAAAGAGGCAGAACUCCGGGAAAAACUGUGUUCAAUACAGUCAGAGAACAUGAUGAUGAAGUCUGAACAUGCACAGACUGUGAGUCAACUAACAUCCCAGAACGAGGUUCUUCGAAACAGCUUCCGAGAUCAAGUGCGACAUUUGCAGGAAGAGCACAGAAAGACGGUGGAGACUUUACAGCAGCAGCUCUCCAAGGUGGAAGCACAGCUCUUCCAGCUCAGGAACGAACCCACCGCAAGAAGCCCAGCUUCUUCCCAUCAAGCUUCGAAGAACCUUCGAGAAAGGAGAAACACAGACCUUCCCCUUCUGGACAUGCACACUGUGACCCGGGAAGAGGGAGAAGGCAUGGAGACGACGGAUACUGAGUCUGUGUCUUCCGCUAGCACGCACACACAGUCUUUAGAGCAGCUGCUUAAUUCUCCUGAAACUAAACUUGAGCCUCCUUUAUGGCAUGCUGAACUCACCAAAGAAGAAUUGGUUCAGAAGCUCAGUUCCACCACAAAAAGUGCAGAUCACUUAAAUGGCCUUCUUCGGGAAACGGAAGCAACCAAUGCCAUCCUUAUGGAGCAGAUUAAGCUUCUCAAAAGUGAAAUAAGAAGAUUGGAAAGAAAUCAAGAACGAGAAAAGUCCGUAGCUAACCUGGAAUAUUUGAAGAAUGUCUUGCUACAGUUCAUUUUUCUGAAACCAGGUAGUGAAAGAGAGAGGCUUCUUCCUGUUAUACAUACAAUGUUGCAGCUCAGCCCUGAAGAAAAGGGAAAACUUGCUGCAAUCGCUCAAGGUGAGGAAGAAAAUGUUUCCCGUUCUUCCGGAUGGGCGUCCUAUCUGCACAGUUGGUCUGGACUUCGAUAGACUGUUGGAAAGAAAAGUUUGAUUAAGCAAAUAGAAUCCAUUU
This is a messenger RNA of Carlito syrichta (Philippine tarsier), 5089 nucleotides long. It is a transcript of the gene GCC2, whose product is annotated as GRIP and coiled-coil domain containing 2. The coding region runs from base 106 to 5046 and encodes 1646 amino acids. Gene Ontology annotation, biological process: late endosome to Golgi transport. Lineage: Eukaryota; Metazoa; Chordata; Mammalia; Primates; Tarsiidae. Gene Ontology annotation, cellular component: Golgi apparatus. The transcript has 22 exons. The record is from RefSeq and is a predicted model, not a curated record.